CUACCAUUUUUAAUGGAAGUUGCUCUGUUCACUAUGACCCGAGUACUAAAGGAGCUUUAACUAUGCUGCUUAUGACAUCAAUGGGUUGUCUAAGUGGUUCCUUGCCUUUUCUGCUCGGUUAUAUCAAGAAGCAUGCAAGAGACUGUUUUGAAGAGCCAGAGAGACCAAGGAAAAUGUUUAUUCUUCUUCUCUAUAGCUUCAUUCUUUUAGGUUUGGUUCUACAAGCGAUAUGGAUGCUGAUUUCGUCAAAUUUUAAUUGGUUUUCAAUACGUAUGACACUGAUACAAAUUGGUACUAUAAUAUUUACAACUACUGGAUUGCUCGCCUUUGGGAUGAUAUCAGCUGGUUUUAUAACGCAAAUGGAGAACCUUGAAACUGAAUUUGGCGAUGAACUAGCCAGGGGAAGGAAAUGUUUAGAAAAGUUCCGAAGGUUAAAAAAAGGUUUAAGUCCAUACCUCUUUGCUGAGUUCUCUUUUAAUACAUUUGUAAUGGUUGUUCUUGUAUUCAUGGUGGUAGGUGUUUUUAAAUCUAAGUUAGACUUGACUAAUCUACUGACAUUGGGAGCGUACACGAUGUUUUCUGGAGUGCAAAUGCUCUAUAUUGGUUUGAUGGCAGAAGAGACAAAAUCAAAGUUUGGAAUUAUCUUGCCCUUUCUCAGAUCUGCUUGUUGUAAGCAACCUGAAAAACAGAUGGAAUACUUACUUCUUAUUCAGGAAAUUCAACUUGAGGAAACCUUCUCUGGAUGUGGGUUCUUUAUGAUUGAAAAAUCUACUUUGUUAUCUGCACUUGGUACUAUUGUAACAUACUCAGUAGUACUCAUUACUUCAGAUAUAUAAUAGAGUAAACUUUAUUAUCGGCACUUAGUACUAUUGUAACAUACUCAGUAGUACUCAUUACUUCAGAUAUAUAGAGUAAACUUUGUUAUCUGCACUUGGUACUAUUGUAACAUACUCGGUAGUACUCAUUACUUCAGAUAUAUAGAGUAAACUUUAUUAGCUGCACUUGGUACUAUUGUAACAUACUCAGUAGUACUCAUUACUUCAGAUAUAUAGAGUAAACUUUGUUAUCUGCACUUGGUACUAUUGUAACAUACUCGGUAGUACUCAUUACUUCAGAUAUAUAGAGUAAACUUUAUUAGCUGCACUUGGUACUAUUGUAACAUACUCAGUAGUACUCAUUACUUCAGAUAUAUAGAGUAAACUUUAUUAUCUGCACUUAGUACUAUUGUAACAUACUUAGUAGUACGCAUUACUUCAGAUAUAUAGAGCAAACUUUAUUAUCUGUACUUAGUACUAUUGUAACAUACUUAGUAGUACUCAUUACUUCAGAUAUAUAGAGUAAACUUUAUUAUCUGCACUUGGUACUAUUGUAGCAAACUCAGAAGUACUCGUUACUUCAGAUAUAUAGAGUAAACUUUGUUAACUGUUUAUAGUGUUACAGUUUAGUACUAUUGUAACAUACUCAGUAGUAUUCAUUACUUCAGUAUUAAGUACACUUUGAUAUAUUACACUAUGUACAUUGUAAACUAAUAAUUAAUUAAAUUAGUUAAAACUAAGUUUUGAAUCUACUUUUCCUAUCUCUAAAUGUGUUCUGUCUUAGAAUUCCAUUGACAAAAUUGUCAUAUAUACAAUGCUCAGUUGCCUUCUUAACAAAAUGAAACUGUUGACGAUU
Eurytemora carolleeae is the source of this 1671-nucleotide messenger RNA. RefSeq lists its product as uncharacterized. Gene Ontology annotation, cellular component: membrane. The record is from RefSeq and is a predicted model, not a curated record. Gene Ontology annotation, biological process: sensory perception of taste. NCBI's taxonomy places the organism in Eukaryota, Metazoa, Arthropoda, Copepoda, Calanoida, Temoridae. The coding region runs from base 63 to 836 and encodes 257 amino acids. The transcript is spliced from 4 exons.